This is a messenger RNA of Fonsecaea monophora, 411 nucleotides long. RefSeq lists its product as hypothetical. Bases 1 to 411 code for a protein of 136 amino acids. The record is from RefSeq and is a predicted model, not a curated record. The transcript is spliced from 3 exons. NCBI's taxonomy places the organism in Eukaryota, Fungi, Ascomycota, Eurotiomycetes, Chaetothyriales, Herpotrichiellaceae.
AUGUCGACGGGGCCGGCAUUGAAGAUUUUGCUUGGGCUAGCCAAUGUCGGGCGGGGAUGCCCAGCGGGAUCCCAACCGUCCGAUACGACACGCCCUGAACAGGUGAAUGAAUACCUGGAUGCAUUCUACGCCCACGGCGGGCGCGAGCUGGACACGGCCCGCGACCACUCUCCCCACGGGGCCGACACAUCAGAGGCCAGGCUGGGCCACCGUCGAAGCAGGCGAGCACAAGAGAUUCUGGAGAGUCUAGAUUCCUCCAUCGAGGCGUUGAAACAGCCAAAGGUCAAUGUCGGGUACCUCCACGUCCCGGAUCGCGCGACGCCCUUCGAAGAGACGGCCAAGGCUUUGAACGAGGCCUGCAAGGCCAAGGCCUGUCGAAUUUCACAGCCGACGAGGUGGAAAGAUUCGUAA